Messenger RNA from Helianthus annuus (common sunflower), 1746 nucleotides. RefSeq names its product tubby-like F-box protein 5. Lineage: Eukaryota; Viridiplantae; Streptophyta; Magnoliopsida; Asterales; Asteraceae. Bases 301 to 1521 code for a protein of 406 amino acids. The transcript has 5 exons. Gene Ontology annotation, molecular function: protein binding. The record is from RefSeq and is a predicted model, not a curated record.
GAGGUGCAUAUUUUUGAGAGCCUCAAAAAUAAUAUUUCACACAUUUCAGGCCUCAAAACGAGUGGUUUAUCUCCGUCGUUCGCCGGAGUUUACGGCGGUUUGUACGGUGGCAAUGGCUGCGUUUCCAUGAUCGGAAAACAUUCAUCACGAUCUCCUCUUCUACUCUAACCCUAACUUCUCAGAUUUCACCACGAUCUGCGUUUGAUUGUUCGAUCUGAAACGCAUUAUUCGACUAUUUCUGCAUCAAUUCGAUCGAUUUUUUAAGGGAAGGUGUUUGGAUUGGCAUGAUCAGUUAUAAAGAUGUCAUUCAAAGGACUUGUGCGCGAGCUGAGAGAGAUGCGGGAUGGGAUCGGGAGUAUGUCGAGGAGAGGGAUUGAAGGGAGACACUGGAGGAGUCGAACGAGGUCUCAUAUUGCGCCGGAUGUAGCUCCGGUGGAGCUGGUAGAUCAAGGUCAGUGGGCGAACUUGCCUCCGGAAUUGCUGUUGGAUAUAAUUCGUAGGAUCGAAGAGAGCGAGACUACGUGGCCUGCGAGAACUGUUGUUGUUUAUUGCGCGUCGGUUUGUAAGUCGUGGAGGGAUAUUACUAAGGAGAUUGUCAAGACUCCUGAAGAAUGUGGGAGGUUGACUUUUCCAAUCUCAUUGAAACAGCCGGGACCUCGAGAUGCUCUGAUUCAGUGUUACAUAAAAAGAGAUAGAGCAACUUCGAUACACCGAUUGUACUUCGGGUUGACCCCAUCCGAAGGUGAAAGUGAUAAACUGCUGCUGGCAGCAAAGAAAAUCAGAAAGGCGACAAGUACAGAAUUUGCGCUCUCGUUAGUUUCCGAUGAUUUUUCUCGAGCUAGCUCUACUUACGUUGGCAAAUUAAGGUCAAAUUUCCUCGGAACCAAGUUCACGAUAUACGACACCCAACCACCAACUGAUGCAGCGAUUCAACAUAAUCUUAACCGAUCAAGUCAAAGAUUUCAUAAGAAACAAGUAUCUCCUAGAGUACCGGCAUGUAGCUAUAGCAUAGCCACCAUCUCGUACGAACUCAACGUCUUACGCACGCGUGGUCCCAGACGAAUGAACUGUAUAAUGCAUUCUAUACCCGUUUCCUCAAUUCAAGAAGGGGGCACCGCCCCCACACCAAAAUCUUUCCCACACUCUUUUGAUGACAAACACUCGCCCUCGUCACCUUCUUUAAAAAGCAAAGAUUUGAAUGCCACCUCAUCUUCAUCGAGCCCCAUUUGUUUUGAUCCUCUGACGCUUAAAAACAAAGCGCCUAGGUGGCAUGAGCAAUUACAAUGCUGGUGUUUGAAUUUCAAAGGGCGUGUGACCGUAGCAUCGGUGAAGAACUUCCAGCUUGUCGCUUCUGUUGACCCGUCUCAUAAUGUGUCGGCUGCAGAGCAAGAUAAAGUGAUUUUGCAAUUUGGGAAAAUCGGUAAAGAUAUUUUCACUAUGGAUUAUCGGUACCCUCUUUCUGCAUUCCAAGCUUUUGCGAUCUGUCUCAGCAGCUUUGAUACAAAACCCGCGUGCGAAUGACAUCAUCAUCUUGAUGUGAGCCUGGUCGGGUUGUUUUUAUUUGGUUACUUGUUUCACACACACAGAGUCUUGAUAAUGCAUGUGUGGAAGAAUUGUCUAGCAUUGCUAUAUGUUAUAAGCUUGAUAAUGUUAGCAGCACAAUCGACUAGUUUCUUAUGUAGCUGUUCUAAUUUCGACAAAUAUGUUAUUUGCUAUAGCAACUCUUUUGCAGUGUGUUUCUUGGCA